Messenger RNA from Thamnophis sirtalis, 413 nucleotides. The record is from RefSeq and is a predicted model, not a curated record. Lineage: Eukaryota; Metazoa; Chordata; Lepidosauria; Squamata; Natricidae.
AUUUCAGCUACCCACACUAAUCAAAGGCACCUCAGAUGAUGAAGUUCCAUGCCCAGGUUAUCUGCUUGAAGAGAUUGCCAAGAUCUCCCAUGAAUCAACAGGAAGCAGUCACUGUCUCCUUGAAUACCUCCUCAAUCGUCUUCAGAGCAACUCAUGUCAUAUCAAGCUAAAGGUGCUUAAGAUCCUGCUCUAUAUGUGUACCCAUGGCUCGUCACCUUUCCUUCUGCAGCUUAAGAGGAAUUCUUCAUUCAUUCAGGAAGCCAUAGGAUUCACAGGGCCUCCUGAUCCUCUCCAUGGCAACAGCUUGCAUCAGAAGGUGCGGAUGACUGCACAGGACCUGGCAGGCACUUUAUUUUCAGAUGUGCUGUUGCCUCAAUGUGUUACUCAGCCAUCUAAAGAGCUGCCUUCAUCAG